AUGGUGCGCACUCGUUCCCAACCUCUUUCCCCAGGGGGAUAUCACUCCCUGGACCAACUUCCUCCUCGUCGCCGUGCGACGCGCAGUGCGUCCGCAGAACCCAAACCUGCAGAGUCCAAACCUUCAGAGCCCAAGCCCACAAUGACUCGCAAGACUCGUGGUAAGAGUACCACCACUAAGAAGACCGCUCGCAAAAGCUCGAAGGCGGCCAAAUCUAAAACACCCGAUUCCCCGUUACCCCCAUCAACCGAGACUGAUCAGGCGAAAGUGCUUGCUGUGGACACUGCUGAUCAGCAAGACGUUGGUACCGAAGUCCAGAUGGCCCAAAGCGUCACUGACACCCCCACUCGGCAACCUCUCUCUGAACUCCAAAACCGAGUUCUAGGUCCGCAGCAGGCGACUCCUAUCAUGCGCCGUCGGCCCCGUAUCCCCUACUCCACUAUCACUACCCGCCGCCGAAACAAUGCCGAUGGCCGUGUGGUUCACACCCUGUUCCAGCUCGAGGGUCUUGUCAACCAGUCAGCUGAGGCCACUGCUACAGAACACGCUGGCGCUUCUCAGGAAGGGCCUCUGUCGAUUGUCGAGGCUCCUGCUACCCCGGAACCGGCGGUCCCUUCAACCCCAAAGUCCGCCCCUGCGCCAAGUACUGAUGCCUCUCCCAGCUGGUCGCGAAGGAUCUUUAGCAAGGUAUCCUCAAGAUUUUCCUUCAUUCGUGGGCGAAGUAGCCCCCAAAAACCUGAAGAGUCUAUGGAUGUUGAACCUACCGUGGUAAGCACUGACGCGAUUGACACCACCGCCCCCAAGCCCCACGAGACGGAUGUGAGCGCGCAGGCUUUGCCCGUGGGCACUCCUAUGAAGAUGAAUGCGGCAAAUACGAUGACGACACCGGUGGCUGUAGCCAAUACACCCCGCAGUGCCCGUAAACUACUCACCCCACGACCACCCCCCAUCAAUUACACUGUUAGUUUCGGCUCGGGCGGUAAAUUCAGCAAAGAGACACUCGAGAAGUGCUAUGCACGGAGUAGGAAUCUUCAACCGCCAACGCCUGUCAACGCAGUCCCGGAGGAGCCAUCCUCAGAGCAGGCAAAGAAGCGCAAGCGCUUGUCUCCCGAGUCCAUUCCGAACCCGCCUGGAUGCAGUUACGGACUGCACGAUGACUAUUUCACGUUUGAUUCUGACGACGAGGUUUGGGCGGCUCAAGAGAAGUUUAUGCGAGACGCAGAGGCUGCCGCUGCAAAGGCCGCGGAACUGAAGGAUGAACAAGCUGAUCAACCCCCUCCCAAAAAACAACGCGUGGCUGAGGAGACAACUCAGCAGCGUCGCCGACAUAUCCUCCACUCAGAAACACCCCGCAAGACCCAAAAUCGUCCUGGAUACAAUCCAAACCGUGAAAACCGAUUGUACGAACCUACUGCUUUAUCUCCCAUUGAGUCGAGUGAUUUCCUCUCGGAAGGCGAGCAAGGACCCCGUAUCACCCAAACUCGCCCCAAUUGGAACACGGCCCCGUCAAAAAAACCCACGAACAAACAUGGCACCUUCCAGACUCCCGGAUGGGAGUCAUCCUCCGACUCUGACGAUUAUCCUUCUUCUGGCCCCCGGGUUCAAUCACCGCAAACCCUCAAUGGUAUCAACACUCCCGAUGUUACCAAUACUCCCAAUGGUAUCAACACUCCCAAUGGUAUCAACACUCCCAAUGGUAUCAACACUCCCAAUGGUAUCAACACUCCCAAUGGUAUCAACACUCCCAAUGGUAUCAACACUCCCAAUGGUAUCAACACGCCCGAUGGUAUCAACACGCCCGAUGAUACCAGUACACCCAAAGGUGUCAACACUCCAAAUGGUAUGUUUAUGCAGCUCAUGCCUUCCUCUCCAGACGACUUCUACUCGGUUCCGUUGCCGGCCCCAAGAAUCAUUAGGAAUCCGAAUCCACAUGGAACGUUUCAGACCCCAUACUCUGAUUCAUCCUCGGACGAAGACGACAACUCAUCCCCCAAUAUCGCAAGAGCUAACCCAAGAAAUGAAGAAGAAAUAAGGACCCCUCCCCGAGUCGACGAUACUCCCAAGUCCGAUGACCCCUCUCCCCUCACCCGAAUUCGCAAUAAGGCCCAGCAGUUCAAACCUAAAACCCCCAGCCGCCUUCGCGAGGCUUCUCGCUUUUCUCUCGGCAGCACGAAUAUCCCUUCCCCGGACGUCGAACCAAUCUCAGUUGACGGGUCUUCUUACUUAUUCCCAGGCACCCCUGGCGAUAAGACCGACGAUUAUCUACCUGGUCAACAAGACAUCCCUGAAAUUGAUCCUAACUGGAUCCUAAAAAUCUGCCCAGAAGGGGACUUCGGGCACUUACCAUGGCCAUAUCUAAGCGGUACCUCUAUUCACAAUCCCAACAUUGCUUGGGAUACCCCCAAGAUGGAGACAGCAGUUCAACACUGGGCCCAGGAGUACCGAUCAAAAGUCUGA
Molecule: messenger RNA, 2457 nt
Organism: Penicillium verhagenii
Lineage: Eukaryota; Fungi; Ascomycota; Eurotiomycetes; Eurotiales; Aspergillaceae
Exons: 2
Coding region: 1-2457 (818 amino acids)
Source: RefSeq, a predicted model, not a curated record